Molecule: messenger RNA, 1993 nt
Organism: Sphaerodactylus townsendi
Lineage: Eukaryota; Metazoa; Chordata; Lepidosauria; Squamata; Sphaerodactylidae
Gene: RPUSD3
Product: RNA pseudouridine synthase D3
Exons: 9
Coding region: 59-1189 (376 amino acids)
Biological process (GO): pseudouridine synthesis
Molecular function (GO): pseudouridine synthase activity; RNA binding
Source: RefSeq, a predicted model, not a curated record
GAGUUGUCUCCUUUCUCUUCGCUGCUCCCAUUGGUCUAGUCAGCUCGCGCGUGUCUGAAUGGAACCCUGUGCUUGUUUCAUGCCGGCGUCCAUGCUUCGUGGCGUUCGAUGGGGCUUUUUCUGCAAACGCGGGGGAUCUCGAGCGCCCUUCAGUGCACGUGCCUGGUAUCAGAUGCCACUGAAGGAAGGUGACUCAGAGAAGCCGUUAGCAGAUGGUUCUGGUGGAGUUAGCAUCUUGGGGCCCAAGCGGCCGUUGGGUCAGAAGGAUCUAAUUAACCUGUUGGCAGCAUCUGUGGUGCACAGGGAUGGAACGCUUGUGGCUAUCAGCAAACCCCCUGGCUUACCUGUAUCAGGGAAACCAGACAGCAUGACUUUGCUUUCUCUUCUACCUGCUCUAAGUCAGAAACUGGGCCUCUCGCAGGAUGCGCAGGUGAUCAAAGCUCCGGGAAAGGAAAGUUCUGGGCUCGUCCUGCUCUCGGAUUGCCAAAGCACGGUGCAGCAUUUCCAGAAAUUCUACAUCAAGAGUCUCAGAGCCAGACGUCCAGCAGCUACCUACUGUGCCGUCACAACCAGGCUGCCUGCAGAUUCAGAGGGUGAAAUUAGCACAGGCCUGCAGCUGAUACAUAAGGAAGAUUCUGAGCUGGUGGUGCCUGUGGCUUCUCCAUCUCGUGGGACUCUUUGGAGGAAGGAGGUAAAAAACACACGGACGCGCUACAGGGUGUUGGACUCGCAAGACCGCUGCGCCUUGGUGGAGCUUCAGCCGCUGACAACCUUCCCAUGUCAGCUCCUGGUGCAUCUGUCACUGAUACUGAGUCCUGUCUUAGGGGACCACGUGUAUUCUUCCCGAGUAGGGACAGUCCUGGGGGAGCCCUUCCUCUUGUCUUCGGAGAGUGCCCUGCCUCGGACACAGGUCCUGGACGAGUAUCUGCUAUGCAAGCUUCACCUGCAGCAGUCGCAAAUGCAUCGCCUGCCCCUUCACCUCCACCUCCACCAGCUCCUCCUGCCCGGGGCUGCCUCCUCUGCCUCCAGCACGGUGCUCAUGGCGCCUCCUCCUCCCUUUUUCCUGCAGACACUUAAUCUCCUGGGGCUUCGUCUUGGGACAGAACAAACAGUGCAAAGGUCUUCAGAGCAUCGGCAACAACCGGGCAAGCGUCACGCCUGCACUAGUAAAAUAGAAAGAGUAACCUAAAGUCAGGUGAAGAAAGCCUCCUUGGAAAGACAGAGCCCUGUUGCUCUGGACAGAGAGAACAGCCUCAUCCCCUGGUGGGAAGAUGAAUAGAGGAGGAGGGGCUAAUUACCUGACAAAGGCAGGCUUUAUAAUCUCUGCCACUCUAGCAGAGGUGAGCUGUUUAUUUCAAGGCUUCCUGCAGAGCAAAGGCAGCGUUGAAGACUGGGUUCUUCGGCUCUAGGGAUUGUAUUUUCCUGAAGGGUACCAUGACAGCAGUUUCAGCUGACUCAGAGCUGCCACAGCAGAAUGGGUCUGGGCAUAGUUCAAGGCAUAACCAUGCCCCAUUCAAAUCCGUGGGGUUUAGGCAUUUUGACUUCACUGAGCAUUGAUUGCCCUGAGCUUGGUACAUUGCAUUUAGAAAAGGCAUGGCUUAGUCAGUAGGUUGCUUGCCAAGGGGCCAGGGUAAAGAAGCUGUGGAUGGUAGUCUAGUCCUGGCAGGGGUCUGCAACCUGCGGCUCUCCAGAUGUCCAUGAACGACAAAUCCCAUCAGCUCCUGCUAGCAUGGCCAAUUGGGGCUGAUGGGAAUUGUAGUCCAUGAACAUUAGUGGCUAGUGCUGUUGGACUGUGCUGGUAAUGAGGGUUCAGCCUCACCGUUUGUUGUGGGUGGGUCACAGUCCUAAAAAUAGUGCAGAAGAGCAGCUUUAACUUUCCUGCAGUUCCUUCUGCUCAACUCCCAAUAUUUCUUUGGCCCCAGGAAAGUCUUUCUGAAUUGGCUGCACAGAAAAUCUCUGUGCUGUGUGUACAUUAAAAAAAAUCUGUGUCGUA